UGCUUCUUGGACCCCCCUGGGAUCAAUAAAGGGAAAAAGACGGAGGAUUCUGUCUGGAGGAGAAGUAUCUCUGGGUGGAGGGCUGGAGUACCCAGCCCUGUUCUCACUUGUCCUCAGGGGAGAGAAUGGAAUGCCAUGAGAGUUGGGAAAGUGUUUCUUGUCAGGGAGAAGGGAAUGACUGGCCGUAUUUCCUCCAUUGAUGAGAAACCUAGGGGACGGUGGCUCUGGCCUUCAGGAAUCUCCAACUUUGUCACUCGAGAGAAGGAGGAGACUUGCUCUGUCUAGUCUCAGAGAUUCACAGGGUGAGAGAAGCAGGAGUUGGAUUUUACUUACUCAGAAAUAAGGAGGAACUUGCUGACAACUGGAGCGCCUCAGUAGUUAAGGAGACAGGUGGCCAUCAACAAUUAAGAAGGAGAUGGUCCCUCCAGAGUCCCAGACUCUGUGGCUCCAUGUUUGGGGUGCAGAGUCCCCUCAAUUGGAGGGCAGCCCUGGGGGGCCCUUGGGGAAAGCUUUACCCCACGAGCCUGCUAAGGGAGGGAUAAGUGCACCAGAUGUGCUAGACAGCUGAGGAGCAGGACCUUACUUGUGGCUGGGACUAAUCUUGUCUAGCUGAGGAAGGGGAUGGAGCCGAGAGAGUGCUAAGAGCUGACAAUAAUAACCUCCAAGACUGCUGCUAGCCUGUUCGAUCAUCUGCAUGAAUUAGAACAAGGUGCUUCCUCUUAACAAGAAGAUGGCACCUUGGUAUCAUUUAGAAAACAGGGACUUCAUCUGGGUGGACAGAGCCAAGGCACAUAGCUGUGCAAACUGGCAUGUGAGCUUGAUUCAUCCUUACCACUCUCCCAGCCAGAUCUUCUUGAGCAAUAUACCACCCAUACAACCAUACACAGCAGCCUGAUAACCAAUUAUUGAAGGCUUAACAUUUGCCAGGCUUUUUUUCCCCCAAAAUCACUUUGCCUAUAUUAACUCAUUUAAUCUUCUCAGUAGCCCAGUGACAUAGGUAUUGGUAUCGCCAUUCUAUAGUUAAGCAAACUAAGUCACAGAGAGGUAUAGUGUUCAGAAGCCUGGAAGUCACUGAGCAUUCACAGAGCAAGAAGCAAGUGAAGUUUCAAAAGCUAGUUUGUUUGGGGCCCCUCCUGAGAAAGAGAUAAGAGUGAUUGCUUUUUUCUUUGUCAGAGGAAGGAAACCCACUAUCAGCUCAGAUGGAGGAAGAUGGAAAACUUACCUGGCAGCUGAAAGAAAGGAAAGAGAGAGGCAGGCCUGGCUCAGAUGUCUUUCCUUUUUAAUCACUGGGCAGUGUGACAUCGCACAUCCAGUCUGGGGCCUGUCCUGAGGGUGAUGAGAAGCUCAAGUCCCUUCAUCCACGUGGCCCACCCCAUGACCUCAGCAGAAUGGAAGCACCUCACCAGUGACAUCACUGUUGCCCAAGGCAACAGACACCUCCACCUUAAGUUAUACUGGGAGGAACAAGAACCACCUAACUGUAAGACACAUGCUGAAGAGAAGAAGCGCUGAAAGUGCUACAUCCACAGGGAAGUUGCCGCCAUGGCCCUGGGGCUCUUCCGGGUGUGCCUAGUGGUGGUGACGGCCAUCAUCAACCACCCGCUGCUGUUCCCGCGAGAGAACGCCACGGUCCCCGAGAACGAGGAGGAGAUCAUCCGCCAGAUGCAGGCGCACCAGGAGAAGCUGCAGCUGGAACAGCUGCGCCUGGAGGAGGAGAUGGCGCGGCUGGCGGCCGACAAGGAGGCCGAGAAGGAGGCACUGGAGCGGGUGGCGGAGGAGGGCCAGCAGCAGAAUGAGAACCGCACCGCCUGGGACCUGUGGAGCACUCUCUGCAUGAUCCUCUUCCUGGUGAUCGAGGUGUGGCGGCAAGACCACCAGGACGCGCCCUCGCCCGAGUGCCUGGGCUCGGAUGAGGACGAGCUGCCCGACCUGCAGGGCGCCCCGCUCCGGGGCCUCACCCUGCCCAACAGGGCCACGCUCGACCACUUCUACGAGCGCUGCAUCCGGGGGGCCACGGCUGACGCCGCCCGCACCCGGGAGUUUGUGGAAGGCUUCGUGGAUGACUUGCUGGAAGCCCUGAGGAGCCUGUGCAGCCGGGACUCGGACAUGGAGGUGGAGGACUUCAUCGGUGUGGACAGCAUGUAUGAGAACUGGCAGGUGAACAAGCCUCUGCUGUGCGACCUCUUCGUGCCCUUCAUGCCCCCGGAGCCCUACCACUUCCACCCAGAGCUCUGGUGCUCCAGCCGCUCCGUGCCUUUGGAUCGUCAGGGCUAUGGCCAGAUCAAGGUGGUCCGGGCCGACGAGGACACGCUGGGCUGUAUCUGCGGCAAGACCAAGCUUGGAGAAGACAUGCUGUGUCUCCUCCAUGGCAGGAACAAUGUGGUGCGCCGCGGCAGCAAGGUGGCAGACCCGCUGUGUGCCCCCGACUCCCCAUACCUGGACACCAUGCGCGUCAUGAAGUGGUUCCAGACCGCCCUCACCAGAGCCUGGCACCGCAUCGCCCACAAGUACGAGUUCGACCUGGCCUUUGGCCAGCUGGACACCCCGGGGUCCCUCAAGAUCAGGUUCCGCUCGGGGAAGUUCAUGCCCUUCAAUCUCAUUCCCGUGAUCCAGUGUGACGACUCUGACCUGUACUUCGUCUCCCACCUUGCCCGGGAGCCCAGCGAGGGGACCCAGGCACCCAGCACCGAUUGGCUCCUGUCCUUCGCUGUCUACGAGCGCCACUUCCUCAGGGUAACUUCGAAGGCGCUGCCCGACGGCGCCUGCCACCUCAGCUGCUUGCAGAUCGCCUCCUUCCUGCUCUCAAAGCAGAGCCGCCUGACCGGUCCCAGCGGGUUGGGCAACUACCACCUGAAGACCGCCCUUCUGCACCUCUUGCUCGCCCGGCGGCCUGCCGAUUGGAAGGCCGAGCAGCUCGACGCUCGUCUCCACGAGCUGCUGUGCUUCCUGGAGAAGAGCCUGCUAGAGAAGAAGCUCCAGCACUUUUUCAUCGGCAACCGCAAGGUGCCAGAGGCCAUGGGGCUCCCUGAGGCCGUGCGCAGGGCGGAGCCUCUCAACCUCUUCCGGCCCUUUGUCCUACAGCGAAGUCUCUACCGGAAGACAGUGGACUCCUUCUAUGAGAUGCUCAAGAAUGCCCCAGCACUCAUUAGCGAGUACUCCCUCCAUAUCACCUCAGACCAUGUCAGCCUGCCCCCCAAAACUGUCAUCUUGUAGAGCAUCCACGACACAGAGGGCCAGGUCACAGGGCAUCCUAUGCGUUUACACCCCUGGGGGCAUCUGCAGGCCCUGUCCUGGGAAGACGGCAGGCUUUAUAGGGUGCCAUGGCUCAGCCUGUCAGGGAAGCCAAACCCUAUAACACAGAGGAAAUGGAAUUCCAAGCCAAAACUGGUUUGCUUUCAUGCCGUUGGGACUUGCCAGUUGAAGCUAUUGUCUGGGUUUAGGGACUGAUCCUCUGCAGGUGACUUUUGGAUCACUCCCAAUGACAAAGAUGAUGAUAGAACUCUGUGGAUGCUGAGUUACGGGACAAUGCAGACGGCACAAACAAAGAUUUGGGUGUGAUUCUUUUUAUAUCCCAGGUCCAAUCUUUACUUGAAUAUCAACAAAGGAUCUACAGGAAUUCUAACAGGAAUCCGAGUUAAGAUCCUGCACCCUGAGUUUCCAGUAACCCUUGGCCGCAGGCAUCUGCAGCCAAACAAUGGGCAUCAAUAUGGGAAUUUGCAGCGUUCCAUCCAUAGCCCACACUAUAGGGAUCCCCACUGUGGCUGCCAUUUUUAUACUGUUUGGAGAAAAGACUUGGAGAGAUUUGUAGCCCGAGUGGCUAACGUCUCUUGUACAGAAGUGGGUAUCUGGCAGAGAGAAGUUGAAGUUGGCCGUUGUUUCAGCUCCACAUCUCACUCAAGGUGCACCCGUUUCUCUCUGCCCCUUCCCCUUGGAUGCUGCAUUUUGAACCCUGUGUGGGCCACACACCAUGUGCGUACAAGCUCAGUGGCUCCUCACCCUCAUUUGUCUCCACAGCUGGUCUCUCCAGCCACCAAUAUGUUGGGAGGUGGAGGCACUGAAGGUAGAAGAUGAGAGAGAAAGAAGGGCACUCACAGGAUGCCUGGGGUGAAGGACAGAGCCUGGUACCUGGGGUGCUGGGGUCUGGCCUGAAGUCUGGCUUUCAGAGAAGAUGCCCAGUUCAGAGAAGAUCAUAGAGAUGAGGGAUUCCAUAGCCCUGGGUUUCCCUCAGGGUUCCAAUCUUAGAGCAAAGGGUGCCCAGAAGCAAGAUCUGUUGUGGAAGCCCAGCUCCACAUGCAGGCCCCACAUUCCCUUGGUUGGUCAUUCCAGUGGGGUUCCCUCAGUGCACAGAACCCCCCUUUCUGGAUGGGCUUUGCUGGCCGCACAGAUGACCAACACCCGAAGAGCCUGACAGAGGCUUGCUUGACUGGGACACACGAAGACAGACUAUAGACACAGCCCACAGGCCUCAGAGAGGGCACCUUGGCACUACUGGGCUGCGGUCCCUGGGCAGGCACUAGAGCCUGCGGUCAGAGUUGGCCUCCAUCUUCAGGCCUGGCUCAUGGGGGCUUGAAGCCGCUCCCUCCUCUGUUUGUGGCUUUGCUAGCCCUCUGGGAGCUCUUCUCUUGGCAUCGCUUCAGUCACCCUGCAGAGGGCCAAGCAGAAAGCAAGGAUGAAUGUUCCUUCCCCAGCACUCUGUCUCCAGGGCUGAAGCUGCCCAUACCUCCCAGACUCAUGCCUGAUUCCUUGGGGGUGUCAGGCUUACCAUGAAUGAAGAAAAGAUCCUCUCUCUGCCCCAGGAGUGCUCUCACCUAGCCUUGGAAAUUUCCAGAAGAUGGACAGUUUGCCUGACAGGGUUAAUUCGCAGUGGUUGGCUCAGCUGUGAUGAGGCAUUAUAGACUGUAGGAAGCUUUCCACGUGAGCUGGGGUCAGACUGAGCAGCGCCUGGGCUUGCCCCUCACCAGGCCCACAUGGUCUCCAGCAAUAACCCUAAGCACCCAUUCUGUGGGGAUUCAUUUCCAGAGUUGGGGUGAAUUUCCUUAUUUAUUGUCACCCAUGCCUUUACUUUCCAAUCUUCAUCCUCAUCUGAUGUACUUUGAAGAGACCCCAGUGACCAAGAACCAAUCUCCUUAAGCCAAGAUCAAGCUUCAGUCUCCCCCAGCUUCUCCUUUGCUUCCAGGAGAAAAUCCACUGAAAAAUUACCUCCUGGCCUCUUGUUUAUACAGAGACAACAACUGAGCGGGGAAAUGGGGAUCUUUUAUGCACCAGAGCUGCUUCUGAAGCAGGAAGCAGCAGGACUCUUGGUGUUUCAUGCUGCCUUAUUUAUAUUAAAGGAAGAAUUAAAUUCUUGCAAGGAGUAGAAACUGGUAA
This is a messenger RNA of Dama dama (fallow deer), 5367 nucleotides long. RefSeq names its product inositol 1,4,5-trisphosphate receptor interacting protein (gene ITPRIP). The transcript is spliced from 3 exons. The record is from RefSeq and is a predicted model, not a curated record. Gene Ontology annotation, molecular function: protein kinase inhibitor activity. NCBI's taxonomy places the organism in Eukaryota, Metazoa, Chordata, Mammalia, Artiodactyla, Cervidae. Gene Ontology annotation, cellular component: membrane. Bases 1543 to 3213 code for a protein of 556 amino acids.